Molecule: messenger RNA, 5206 nt
Organism: Xiphophorus hellerii (green swordtail)
Lineage: Eukaryota; Metazoa; Chordata; Actinopteri; Cyprinodontiformes; Poeciliidae
Gene: usp7
Product: ubiquitin specific peptidase 7 (herpes virus-associated)
Exons: 31
Coding region: 189-3521 (1110 amino acids)
Biological process (GO): regulation of protein stability; protein deubiquitination
Cellular component (GO): nucleus; cytosol
Molecular function (GO): protein binding; cysteine-type deubiquitinase activity
Source: RefSeq, a predicted model, not a curated record
CGGACAAGGCCGAGGUCGCAACAGAGCAGGCCCGGCCGCCGAGGCUCGACCUGUCCACCCCACCUCCACAUCCCGCGGCUACACCGCACCAGCAGCCCAGAACCCGGUUCCCCGCCGAGCCUGCCCCGGACAAGGUCGAGGGUGACGGAGAUAGCAGAGAGCACCGCAUCACAACAGCAGCUGCCAACAUGAACCACCACCAUACGCAGCAGCAGCAGCAGAAAGCCGGCGAGCAGCAGCUCAGCGAACCAGAGGACAUGGAGAUGGAAGCUGGGGAGACAGAUGACCCUCCAAGAAUCCCGGCCAACCCGGUGAUCAACGGUAACGUGGCCAUGGCAGACGGGCAUAACAACACAGAGGAGGAUAUGGAGGACGACACCAGUUGGAGAUCGGAGGCGACCUUUCGGUUCGUCGUGGAGCGCUUCAGUCGCCUUAGCGAGUCCGUUCUCAGCCCGGCCUGCUUCGUCCGGAACCUGCCCUGGAAGAUAAUGGUGAUGCCGCGGUUCUACCCCGACCGGCCUCACCAGAAAAGCGUCGGCUUCUUCCUGCAGUGCAACGCAGAGUCAGACUCCACGUCGUGGUCUUGCCAUGCUCAGGCCAUGCUAAAAAUCAUUAACUACAAAGACGACGAGAAGUCGUUCAGCCGCAGGAUCAGUCACCUAUUCUUCCACAAGGAAAACGAUUGGGGCUUCUCUAACUUCAUGUCUUGGAGUGAUGUAACGGAUCCGGAGCGAGGCUUUAUUGAUGACGACAAAGUCACGUUUGAAGUCUAUGUCCAGGCAGACGCUCCACACGGAGUCGCCUGGGACUCCAAGAAACACACAGGCUAUGUUGGACUAAAGAACCAGGGAGCAACUUGUUACAUGAAUAGCCUGCUACAGACACUGUUCUUCACUAACCAGUUACGACGGGCGGUGUACAUGAUGCCCACAGAAGGCGACGACUCAUCCAAGAGCGUUCCCCUGGCGCUGCAGAGGGUUUUCUAUGAACUGCAACACAGCGACAAACCAGUCGGCACCAAGAAACUCACAAAGUCUUUUGGAUGGGAAACACUGGAUAGCUUCAUGCAGCACGACGUACAGGAGCUGUGCAGAGUUCUGCUGGACAACGUGGAGAACAAGAUGAAAGGCACUUGUGUUGAAGGAACCAUCCCCAAGCUGUUCAGAGGAAAGAUGGUGUCGUAUAUCCAGUGUAAGCAUGUGGACUACCGGUCUGAGCGGAUAGAGGACUACUACGACAUCCAGCUUAGCAUAAAAGGAAAGAAGAACAUAUUCGAGUCAUUUAAAGAUUAUGUUGCGACUGAACAGCUAGACGGAGACAACAAGUACGACGCAGGAGAGCACGGUCUUCAAGAGGCAGAAAAGGGUGUGAAGUUCCUUACUUUCCCUCCAAUUCUUCACCUGCAGCUGAUGAGGUUCAUGUAUGACCCACAGACUGACCAAAAUAUCAAGAUUAAUGACAGAUUCGAGUUUCCCGACCAGUUACCUCUGGACGAAUUCCUGCAGAAGCCAGACUCCAAGGACCCCGCAAACUAUAUUCUACACGCCGUGUUGGUGCACAGCGGGGACAACCACGGCGGUCACUACGUCGUCUAUCUUAACCCCAAAGGAGACGGCAAAGUGAGUGUCAAGGAACCAAUUUGGUGUAAGUUCGACGACGACGUAGUGUCGCGGUGCACCAAGGAGGAGGCCAUAGAACACAACUAUGGUGGGCACGACGACGACCUGUCGGUCCGUCACUGCACUAACGCGUACAUGCUGGUCUACAUCCGUGAAUCCAAGCUCAGUGAGGUUCUCCAGCCGAUGACUGAUGGGGACAUCCCCCAGCAGCUGGUGGAGCGUCUGCAGGAGGAGAAGAGGGUGGAAGCACAGAAGAGGAAGGAACGCCAAGAGGCGCACCUCUACAUGCAGGUUCAGAUGGUGACAGAGGACCAGUUCUGUGGACAUCAGGGCAAUGAUAUGUACGAUGAAGAGAAAGUAAAGUACACAGUCUUCAAAAUCCUGAAAAGCUCCACCCUGCAGGAGUUUGUCCAGAACCUCUCCCAAACCAUGGGUUUCCCACAGGACCAGAUGAGGCUUUGGCCCAUGCAGGCCCGCAGUAACGGAACCAAGCGACCCGCCAUGCUUGACUACGAGGCCGAUUGUAACAAAUCGAUGAUCGACUUGAGUGACAAUGAAAACCCCUGGACAAUAUUUCUGGAGACUGUGGAUCCAGAGUUGGCAGCCAGCGGAGCCACGUUACCCAAGUUCGACAAAGACCAUGAUGUCAUGUUGUUCUUGAAGAUGUACGACCCCAAAACCAGAAGCUUAAAUUAUUGUGGACAUAUCUACACACCUAUAUCCUGCAAAAUUAGAGACUUGCUGCCAGUCAUGUGUGAGAGAGCAGGGUUUCAGCAGGAAACUAGCCUUAUCCUCUAUGAGGAAGUAAAGCCCAACCUAACAGAGCGGAUUCAGGACUACGACGUCUCUCUGGACAAGGCCCUGGACGAGCUCAUGGACGGGGACAUAAUUGUCUUCCAGAAGGACGACCCAGAGAACGACAGCAGUGAGCUGCCCACAGCAAAGGACUAUUUCCGGGAUCUGUACCACCGAGUUGAUGUCAUUUUCUGUGACAAGACCAUCCACAACGACCCUGGCUUCGUGGUCACGCUCUCGAACCGCAUGAACUAUUUUCAGGUGGCCAAGACAGUCGCACAGAGGUUGAACACAGAUCCAAUGCUGCUGCAGUUCUUCAAGUCCCAGGGGUACAGGGACGGUCCAGGGAAUCCUCUCAGACACAACUAUGAUGGGACACUGCGAGACCUGCUGCAAUUCUUCAAACCUCGGCAGCCCAAGAAGCUUUACUACCAGCAGUUGAAGAUGAAGAUAACAGACUUUGAGAACAGGAGGAGUUUUAAAUGCAUAUGGCUCAACAGCCAGUUCAGAGAGGAGGAGAUCACCCUGUACCCUGACAAACAUGGCUGUGUACGGGACCUUUUGGAAGAAUGUAAAAAGGCAGUGGAGCUGUCUGAAAACGGCUCUGAGAAGCUCAGGCUGUUAGAGAUAGUAAGCUAUAAAAUCAUCGGGGUUCACCAGGAGGACGAGCUGCUAGAAUGUUUAUCUCCUGCUGCCAGUCGCACCUUUAGAAUAGAGGAGAUUCCUUUGGACCAGGUGGACUUGGACAAGGACACUGAGAUGUUGAUCCCAGUCGCUCACUUCCACAAGGAAGUCUUUGGCACCUUUGGGAUUCCCUUCUUGCUCAAGAUCAGACAGGGGGAGCCGUUUAGGGAGGUGAUGAGGAGGAUCCAGACCAUGCUGGACAUCCAGGAGAAAGAAUUUGAGAAGUUUAAGUUUGCGAUUGUGAUGAUGGGCCGGCAUCAGUACCUCACCGAAGACGAGUACGAGGUCAACCUGAAGGACUUUGAGCCACAGCCAGGUAACAUGUCCCACCCGCGGCCCUGGCUAGGGUUGGAUCAUUUCAACAAAGCUCCAAAGAGAGGUCGCUACACAUACCUGGAGAAAGCAAUCAAGAUCCACAACUAAAGCAGCCUAGCCCCCCUCCUGACCCCUCGUGCUCCUGCUCCUCCUCCUCCUCUUCUUUGUUCUCCUCAUCUUCCUCAAAUCCUUCCUCCCUCCCUCUUUCCCACUUUAACAAACCAUAACCACAGACUGUAACCAACCGUGUGUGUGAGUGUGUGUGCGUGUUUGUGUGCGAGGCUGUGUGGGUGUGCGUGCUUGCUUGUAUGCCUGUGUGUGUUCAUCACUCUUUAACACCCGCCUGGACACCUCUACAGCUCCGCACCGGCACUACGUCUUCAGCGACACAGGAUCUCGCUGCAGCUGACAGAUUAUUCUUCAAAGGAAAAAUAAACUGCACCAACCACCUCCUGACUGUUUAUUUUUGUUGUACAUUUUAGGGUUGUUUUUUUUUUUUUUUAAACUGUCUCCCUUUACGUUUGAAGCUGUUCGGCUUUUCUACCUGUUCACUGCCUGCUUUUUGUUGCCUGUCUUGAAGUGGGACAUGUAAAACUGGGCUUUAAGAUGAAUUUGAAAAGCGGAAACUGCGUCUUUUCUCCCCACUUGUUUUUUUUGUUUUUUUUUUCCGUCUGGGCUAAGGAGGAUUGUUUUAAAUGAAGUUGCUUGGAGAGGAACUGCACCGCUAUGUAUUGAAUUUGAUGAAAAGAUGUUUGCUCAGAGCUUCGUGGUAGUUCCUUCUCCCAUCCCAUAGUGCAACAAAAAUAAAAAGCAGUAUUUCCAAGUUUACACAAUUCUUUCUCACUUAGUUUGGUUGGAGGACAGUAAAUCUGUUAUUUUUUUUUUGCAGAUCUUGUAUGAUAAAACUUUAAAAAAAAAAUCUGCAAAUCGGCAUCUGUUGGAAAUAAAUGGAGAAAACCCAGAAUUGUCUCUUUAAUCUUGAGAGUUGGCACUUACUGUCGCAGCUUUCUCAGGACCGUCUGUUUUUCGUAACAAUAAUUCCUCUCGAAUCACACGUGCACAAACACUUUUGCCCUCCACGCCCAUCCUCUUUUAAUAGUUCUUCAGUCAUUCCUCGAAACACAAACACGCACACACCUCCUUCCUCUCUCCCUCCCUCCCCACUCUCCCUCAUCUCUCUCGACUCUGUCGCCCUCUGGUGGUUAAAAGCAGGAACUGCAUCGUGCUUGGUCGAGCUGCAGUCCCUCCAAGUUUGAGGAUUGUGUAGAGCCAAAACCAGCAUUGUAAGAAACACUUUAAGCCCUCUGAAUCCCCACCCCUCCUGUCUCUUUUUAUUAUUUUUAAGCACAGAUGGAAUGCACCCCUUAAAAACGCAUAGCUGGCUCUGUAAAGACGACAUUUAAGAAUUGUAUAUUUAAAAAUAUGAACGUGUAAAAUUUAAGAGAAACGCCUUUUCUUGUUGGGUACAGAAGGAGCCAGGUGUUCAUAUUUCUUGUGUGUAGAUUUUUUUUUUUUAUUAUUUUCUUUUUGUUCCUGAUGUACCAUUGACAACUAUCUUUUCUUUUUCUGUUACCUACAGAUUUUUUUUUCUUGAAAAAACCUAACUGCAGUGGUUUGUCUUGUUUAAAAACCUUGCGUACAAAGAUGACCUGCAGAAUCACCUUGAUUUGAUCUUUUCCGGUUGAAAAUCAUCAGUGUAGCAGCAGUGUACGACAACUAUUCCUGUAUAUUGCCUUUUUGCUGGAAAAUAUAUGUUGAAUAAAAAUUUUCUAUAAAAAUGAGAAAAAAAAAAA